This is a messenger RNA of Onychostoma macrolepis, 1728 nucleotides long. Its product is annotated as uridylate-specific endoribonuclease A-like. NCBI's taxonomy places the organism in Eukaryota, Metazoa, Chordata, Actinopteri, Cypriniformes, Cyprinidae. The transcript has 7 exons. Gene Ontology annotation, molecular function: RNA endonuclease activity. The record is from RefSeq and is a predicted model, not a curated record. Bases 736 to 1635 code for a protein of 299 amino acids.
GUAAAUAUAUCAAAACUUAAUUUUUGAUUAGUGAUAUGCAUUGCUAAGAACUUAAUUUGGACAACUUUAAAAGGCGAUUUUAAAUAUUUUGAUUUCUUUUUUUCUUUUUCUUUUUUGCACCCUCAGAUUUCAGAUAGUUGUAUCUCAGCCAAAUAUUGUCCUAUCAUCAAUACAUCAAUGGAAAGCUUAUGUAUGUAGCUUUCAAAUGAUGUAUCAAUGUCAAUAAUUUGACCCUUAUGAAACUUGAAUUGAUUCAAAGUGCUGUACAAUAUGGGCAAAAACAACUCUACAAUUCAAAACAGACACAGGAAGGGCUUGCAAUACAAAGUUUCAAGCAUUGUUCAGAGUAAAUACUAGCUAGACCGGGAGAGGUCAAGGAAAGAAAGCAAAGUUUUUUUGUUUUGUUUUUUUCACCAGGUGUUUACCAUUUCUGGACCAGCUGACUGAAAAAGAGGAAUAGAGAUUCAUUCAUUUUAUUUUAUUUUAUUUUAUUUUGUGAUUACAAACUUCCUCUUUGUAAUCAUUUCAUCAUUCCCAAAAUUGCCUUUUUACUCAUAGCAACACAGCAAAACAUUUGAACCGAGUCACCUUGUGAUGUAUUAUUAAAUAUUAGUAGUUAUUAUCACAACAGAAUGCAUGGGAGGAGUUCCUUAAGCUUUAUUGAACUGAGAUGGUAUAAAAACCGAACUGAGUCCUAAUCUGUAGUUUGUGUGUCUAGAUCGUCUGAAGUCCAUCAUGAAGAUCAUCCUCUUUCUCACCAUCACCCUGAUCUCUCAGGGCUACAGUGCCAGAGUCUCUGACGCUGAGAUCAAGUCUCUGUCUGAGACGCUGUUCAAGUUAGACCAUAACAGAGCCACAGCCUCAGAGCUGGUCAUUGAUCCUCAGACACUGAUCUCUUCAUCUGAGACCGGCUCCGAGGAUGACCAGUCAUCUCGCCCAUUGUUCAAGCAAGUGAGUAGUACUUUGCUCUCCAAGCCCACGUAUCAAGCUCUGCUGAAUCUAUUAGACAACUAUAGAAGGGUGUCAGGGGAAGCGGAGGAUGUGACCUCACAGGAAGAGCAGGAGCAGGACACUUUCCUCCAAGAGGCCAUGAACACUGAUGUGGGCAGGGAGCUUUACAAUUUCCUCCACUCUAAAGGUAUAUACUCAUCACAGAGCGAGUUUAUCCAGGAUCUGAAGAUGAUGUGGUUUGGUCUUUACUCUCGAUCUAAAGGCAAAAAACUGGACUCCAGCGGGUUUGAGCACACCUUUGCAGGGGAAAUUAAGAAAGGAAAGGUGUCUGGUUUCCACAACUGGCUGCAGUUUUAUCUGAAUGAGAAAGAGGGCCUCCUGAAUUACUACAGCCAUAGUUUUAAUGGCCCUUGGACCGCAUAUCCUGAUGUAUUGGGAAUGCAGUUUGAAUGGGAUGGCUAUUUCAAAGAGGUUGGUUCUGCCUUUAUUGGCUCUAGUCCUGAAUUUGAUCUGGCUAUCUACAGUCUCUGCUACAUCACCCGUCCUGGCAAGAAGUGUUAUGUGAGUCUGGGAGGAAACACUCUGGGCAUUCAGACCUAUACAUGGGAAAACAGCAGCUAUGGGGAUGGAAAGAAGUACAUUGCCUCCGCUUACCCUGCCACACCACGAUCAUCUGCCAUCUGAACAUCAGUAUCAACAGACUCACAACCAAAACAACUCAUAUGUAGUCUUCAUUUUUUCUUGGUUGUUCGAGGUUGAUGUUGGACCAAAUAAAAC